AUGGAGCUGUAUAAGGAAAACUCCUUAUGGGGCGUUCUCCCCAUAGGUGGAAGGAUCGACCACGCUCACCACAGCAACAACGCCAUCCGCGCGCUCUCAGAAACUGUUUCGAUGGCAGAGGCCGUGCAAGCUGCCGUCAACAUGACGUCCUCGCGGGACACACUGAUCGUCGUGACGGCAGAUCACUCCCACGUGCUGACAGUCAACGGCUAUCCCAAGCGCGGGAACCCCAUCCUGGGCAUCGCUGGGACGUCAGAAAAAGACAACAAAACUUACACGACACUGAUGUACACGAACGGGCCGUCCUAUCAUAUGGUUGACGGACAGAGAAGAAAUCUCAACGGUACAAAUACUGGUUCAAGAAGUUUCUUCCAAGAUGUAGCGAUCCCGUUACCAGACGAAACCCACGGUGGAGAAGACGUUCCAAUUUACGCAACAGGUCCCAUGGCCCAUCUAUUCAGAGGUGUUGUCGAACAGAAUUACGUAGCACAUGUCAUGGCAUACGCCGCUUGCAUUGGAAGGAACAAAGAACACUGUCAACGCGUUGGAGAGCGGCUGCCACUAGUAGAAGUGAACAACGGAAUGUUGUUGAAAUCAGGGUGUUCUUGGAUUAUUCUUCUGGCCUUCCAUGUGAUUCUUAGCAGGUGGCUUUGUUCCAGGCAGUAG
Messenger RNA from Uloborus diversus, 666 nucleotides. RefSeq names its product alkaline phosphatase, tissue-nonspecific isozyme-like. The record is from RefSeq and is a predicted model, not a curated record. Gene Ontology annotation, molecular function: alkaline phosphatase activity. The transcript has 3 exons. Gene Ontology annotation, biological process: dephosphorylation. Lineage: Eukaryota; Metazoa; Arthropoda; Arachnida; Araneae; Uloboridae. Bases 1 to 666 code for a protein of 221 amino acids.